GAGGAAAGGGAGAAGUCGCGGUGCCCACGCUGGAAAGAUCGUCGCGGAGGGGAGGGGAGGGCUACGAUGGCGACUCGUAACAGCCGGAAUAUGAUAUUUGAGAACUGGGUUUCUUUGAUGUGAUCGACGCGGGGUGCAUAAGAACAUGGGUUCUGUUACGUUUCACGAGAUGAAACCCUAAGUUAGGUCUAUACCCCGCAGUCUGUUUUUCCUGGGCAACACGAAUCUCACUGUCGUGGCACACAUUUUGGAGUGUCGAUUGCUGCACCAGGUCCGGAAUGCUGCAGCCUGUCAGGCUGUGUUCUUCGCCCCAGGAAACGGCGCAAUGCUGUUGGGGUUGCCGUUUUUUAUGGGGUGAGUGGACAGCGGUGAGUUGGGGCUGGAUCUUGCAUCUGUUUUGUGCCAAUAGCGGCGCAGCAACCUGCGGCCCAUGUGACGAUCAAGGCUUGUCGAUUAAUCGAUGCAAGUUGGAAUCGAGCGCACGGCAACAGCAAACCAUGUUUGGAGUUUAAAAUAGCGACGGUGCCUGUAAUUGAUCCUGAGAGUGAUUCUGAACAUUCUGGAAACGGAAAUUAUAAUUGCAAGAAUAAAUUUUCCAUGUUCGAGCCACCAGGGCUCUCCUGGAAAUUGUAAGGUCUAUUGCUAUAUUUGAAGAGCAGGAUCUCAAAUAGGCUCUGCGAAUGCCAGCGCCCGGGCUAAAUUAUCGGGUACCCAUUAUGUCAUUCCGACUCGGACUGGGUUUUUGCAAUGGAAUUGUCACCCUUUCGGACUCACAGCAGUAGUGCAGCGUUAACGAAAUAAUGAUUGGAGUGAAAGGACGAUUGUGGUGAAAGUUCAUAUCAUAGGGUUUGGAAUUCGUCUUUAAAUAUUGGAUAUUGCCAGCGUGGUUACCUGAUAACUUUGCGGUGAUGGUUAUUAAUGAGCAUUGCGUUGGGAUAUGAAAGCUGUAUCAGCAGUUUUCUAAGGGAUUGGAAUUUAGAAGUUUAAUUAAUCGUGAGCGUGGAUAGGCUGGCCGGGAAAGGAAGGUCGUGGAAGUCUGGGGUCAUAAAUGCGGGAGAUAGGAGUUGCAAUAAAGACAAUCUGUGUAAGUGUUUACAUGGUUGCAGAGAAGGCGGACUUCAUCAUUUAUGUGGCGUGUCCGCACCCGAGACGAUGGCAAUAGCAUCGAAGCUAGUAGAGUGAUCUUUGUGUCCGAAUUCAACCGUUGCAGCGACUUUCAUCUCCAAAAAGCUGAAUCUCAAACCUGGCAUGUUGAUUGAGGUUGACAAUCCUUUGUAUUGCCUUUUCAUUUGUCUCACUUUCCCUUGUAACAACAGCUCGUGGGGGUGAAGUUUUGAUGUUGGAUUUCUCGAUGCUGAACCCUCGUCUCGUCGACGAUCGUCGAUACUCUCUUCACACCUCCCCCUCACUCUCAACUGCAGCUUCUCGCGGCUGCGAUAAUAUAGCUUUUGCAUUGUCCUCGCGAGGAAGGGCAUGUAUUAGAUUUGAUCGCGUGGAGGUACUGGCUAUUAUGCCGUGCUGGUGCCUAGGUGGGUUUGCUUGGCGAUGAGAGAAAGGAUCUAAGCUACAGCGAUUGAACCUUUGGUAGGACUGUUGACAUUCUGAGUGCCAUUUUGGGGUUGAGGCUGAGGUCGUCAUCUGCUUAGUCGCGGCUCCAGUUUCUGCGGCAGUGUCAAUCUUCAAUGUUGCAUUCUGUCCAUAAUUUUGCAGUUUUAUUUGCAUUCUCCACAUGCUUUUAGAAUUACAUUUUCUGCUAGUAUAUCACGUGUGAUAUUCAACUACGCAUUUUGUCCAAGAUGUCCCAUUGAAGGCUUACCCAAUAUUACAGUGUUUCCUUCUUGCCGCACCAACAGUAUAUCUAUCAGGACUUGUGUUCCGCAUUGUGAAUCCAACCUGACCGAGUGAAUGAACCACAACGUAAUCUCCAACCAUGAUAAUCGACAACUGUCGGGCUAGUGUUGUCAACACAUGUUAGCUCUCCUCGGUGCCCAAGUUGCGUAUAGUCGCUGAAAGGAUUCGGUGUUGCUUUGAGCUGCUGAAGAGACUGCAAUAUUGCUUCUACAUUUUGGAAUUAGAAUUGAGGACGGAAGUGUUGGGAAGCAGGUUGUACUCCUAGUAGCGACAAUCGUGGAUCUGGGGGAAUAUGGCGAGUGACCUCCCAAGUCAGUCUCGAAUUGGGAAACGCAGCCCUCGGAAUGGCUUGGUCUUUGAUUUUAUUAAGAUCUCUGAAGGGCUUGAGAGGAAGCACCAGGCAUGCAGCCAUCCGAAACCGAAGGGAAGUAUGCGCGCGCCUAGUGGACCAAAGAAUGGUUUGGAAAAAGGAAUUUUCGGGUCAGACGCCCUGGUAGAGCUGAAGAAGCACACGAAGUUGACGAACAGAAGUCGUUGUAUGCGACCACUUUUAAAUGUGAUACAUUUUGUGGAGACAUACAACCGGGUUCGCUGGCGUAAUGGCGACUUUGGGGCUAAUGCUCUACCUCUCAAGCCCUCUGACCAACAUCACACAGAUUCCUUGAAUCACAAGAAGUCUUACGCUUGGUUACGGUGGAGGAAUUUAGGUCAUGCUCAAAGCACUGUUGUAGCUUACUGGUCGAAUUACAUCAAGGAUGCAAUUUUAAAGACAGACUUGGAGACACUAGCGAAGGUCCAUAAUGGAGACGUCCGGGGAUCUGGCAAAGAACAGGCAUUGUACCUCUGGAGGAAAGUGUUGCGUUGUCUUCAGCAAAUUGAUCCUAUUGCUUUCAAUAACAUUACUACUAUUCUCACGGCUCAAAGCAAUCUUAGAGACCGAAUCUUCAAAGCAUCAGACAGCAAGCGAGGAUUCUCGAUGGCAGCUAGAACUAGUAGAUCCUACAUUUCUUCCACAACUAGGAAAUCCAGCAGGGUGCCUUCUCCGUUACGUAAAAGCAAAGUUCGAAAGUCUAGCAAAGGUAGACUUCAAAGGUCUGGGGGAGCUCCUCGAACACCUACUAAGAUAGGAGCAAAGAGCCCUAGAACUUUUCCAAAAUCCAUCGACUCAAAGCGUGUCGCCCCCAUUGUUCUUCGUAGAACGCAAAUUAGAUUUAAGCGUCAUCCGUCUGGCGAAAAGAUGUCCCGUCGAUUACAACAUCGAAGUGCUCUUCGUUCGGGUCACCGGGACGUUUCCUGGUCAGCUGACCGAGCAAAAGCAGCUAUUUUGAUUCAGUCGCAGUGGCGAAUGUUUUUGGCUAGACGCAGUCACCGUAUCCUCCGACAUGCAGCUAUCACAAUUCAAAGACGAUGGCGAGAAUCCAGGAGACUCUCCAGUCGCACCAAUUCCGCACUUGAUGUCACAGGGGAAGACAUCCAAAAAAGUUCGAAUACACUCGGAUGUCCCUUUCGAUGUCUCUACGACUGUGACAUUUCAGCAACACAAGAAGAUGAGAUUUUUGACGAGUUUUUAAGUUUUUUACCAUGUGGCGAGCAGGACUCUAGUGUGAAUGGCCUCUCCACCACUCUGACCUCCAUUUCUCCUUACUCGUCUGGGUUCUCUAGCACAGUAUUGGCUGACGAUAGUGGUAAAGACCUUCAAUCACCUUCUCCGUCUAAGACUAGGACGUCGAACUAUGAUUCCUGCAGUCUAGAUAGUCCUGCGUGUUCACCUGCGAAGGAACUUACAUUUGCUAAAAUAAGCAUUGAAGGAUCACUUCCUCCAACACCUAUCAAAGAAUGGAGUUCGCGAAAGCGAGACCCUACCAAGAGCUCACCAUCAGUCCCAGUUAUUUUGGAGCCAAGUACUGAUGACGUGGUUGAGCUUCACCACUCCCCCACUAAAGACUGGGCUACACCCGUAACUAAAGGUCGGAAGUCGACUCUGCUUCUUGAAGGAUCUCCUCAUUCUGAAUCAAAAAUGGAACCGGUCCAACUUCUAGUCGAGUUCAUGAAUCCUGAAGAAUCUGACACAACUGAUAGCGAUCGGGACAAUCCCGAGGUGACGAGCAUUCCGCUUUCUACUUCAUCAGAUCCUAACAUGAAAUCCCUUCAUGGUUGCAUAGUUCCAACUCCGAAGGAAGAUGGGGUGGUGCCUGUUUCUCGAGCACUAGCAUACACCCCCGAUGAUCUGAAUACCAAUGUACCAGCGAGGGUUCUUGAUUCUCCACUAUCACCUGCACUGGAGGAAGAACUCCUGGAUGAGCUCUCUAAGCUUUUUGAAAGUUCGCCCGAUCCAGUAGUACCUUCAGAUCCUUUAUUCUCACCAUCUUGCAAUGGCAGAUCUGUUGAUGACUCGUUUUGUCCGGGAUCAGUGGGAUAUUCUCAACAGAAGACCUUUAUCAGAGUGUGUAAUGGCGCUUUUGUAAGUGAUGAUUUCUCACAUUCAGCAAGGAAACUGGAUUUCAAUUUAGACGACGUUGAUGAACUGGGAGAUUGUGAAGGCAACCUAGGAGCAUGCCAUUACAAUCGUGGGGACAAACCUUCAGAUGCCAACUCGGGCAAUAUUAUUAAAGACCUCGAAGAAAGAUCACCCCCUGUCUCCGCAUUGCCGAAACCUACUCUUCCAGAGCCAACCAUAUCUGAUUCACAUGACGCAGGGGACAUGGCUGAGCAGAACGAUACUAACUUCCUUGGGUUAUAUGAUGAGUUGGACGAUGUAAGAGCUUCCAGAGAUUCUCGAAGUUACAGUAAAAGAUGUCAGGCCACAGUUCAAGACUUUUUGCAGCUUGUGGAGCAAAACCAUGGAACUAGAGAUGGUGUUUCUGAAACUCCUCAAAGUGGCUUUGAAAAAUCCCAAUCUACUUAUUUUCAGGUUUCGGGAUCUCCGCUGUCCACAUCUGAAGGUGAGGACGACUUCUGUGACAAGGCUGUGGAUGGGAACGUUGUUGCUGUGCAAGAUGCAAUUCUCCAACCUAGGGAUCUCUUGCCCAAUACAUUUGAGGACCCAAUCGAGUGGGAAGUUGUGUUAGAUUCUGAGUCUCAUAAAAAAGUUGUAGACGAACCUCUUAAAUGUGGGUCUGUUGAUCGGUACGACACCAGCUUCAGCAGAGACUACAGCAACUUCGUUACUCCUAAAGUAAGCCGAUCUAGGAAUGUAGUUACAAGAUCCUGUAGUGCGAUUUACAGAUCCAAGCCUCCAUUGCCUAAGAAAAGUAGGCGAAUCUCCUUCGAUGAGAAAGGGCACAAAUUCCACGAACACCAGACUCCUCCAGAUGAAGAUAGGUGUGUAUCGUCGGAGAGGAAGGUUUGUGAAAGAUUGCUUCAUACCAGUCCCGCUUCCCCUGAUACUCCGCUGGUCUCGUACAACCCCGUCCUCAGCAGUCAGGAGAGAUCAAGCUCUUUGUCUGUGUCGAAAAAGUACUUUCUGCAGAGUCCAUCUUCAAGAAAACGCCAUGGAAAAGGCGACUCUGAUACGGAGAGUGCCGCUUCCUCGACAUGCAUAUCUCCCUCGAAGUUGGAUUCGAAGUUUGAUGUUGUCGAGAAGGUACGCGCGAAAGCUUCCCCAGCGUUCAGUUGCGAGGAAGUCCCUUCUAAACAUGCUGGAGCACUAUUCACUGGUGAUGAAGCAUUAGUAUCCAAUUCGACUAAACAUGCUUUUCCACCGCCGGAGGUUUCUAGUAAAGUGUCUGAAAAUGGAGUUUUGAAAUCUGAAACUGACUCUCAGUGGGACGAUGUUCUUCAUUACUCCUGUUUUGAAGACAAUUAUGAAGCCAUGCUCAAGCAGAAAGAUUGUCAUCGUGUUUGGUUCCCAGAGGAACUCUCUGAUCCUUCACUUCUUACAACUGGAGAACAAUUUGAGAGUUUUAGAAGAAGCUCUUCUUCUUAUUGGGAUUGUGGAUUGAUGACAUUGAUUUCAGACGGCGGAUUGAUGCGCGCAGAGAACUCUGCCCCUUCCCUGCAUGAUUUAUGCAAACUGUGGGAUGACAACUGUAUCGACCUUGUGACGAGAUCGCUCAAAUUCAAAUAUUUGGUGACCAAUCCUACUCUUCUCCGUCAUGAGGUAAAGAUGGCAUUUAGUAACCCAGAUCUCUCCAGUCCAGAAGCACAUUCUUGGGAGGUUCCAAAUAUUGAAAGACUGCAGGAGAGACUGGAAAGUCGGGAGUCACUUAAGGAGCUUAUUAAACAGCAAAGGGAUGCUAUCUACAUCAAUAUUGCAACGAAUGCAAGCAUGAGGGAGCGGUAUCGAUUGUAUAGUAAGUGGGGAAUCCGCAGGAUGUCGACAGGGCGGUUGAAGAAAAUUAUUUAUGAUCUGCUCUGGAAAGAUCCCAAAAGAUUUCAGGCAAGUGCGGACCUCGUACUGCAGUAUCUGUAAUCAAAUUUGCAGGUAGUUUUAUCAGCUUACCUAUCUGUUCAUCGAUGCAGAUGAACACACCGAUAGAUUCAAACCAUCACGAAUGAGGAUUGACGGCCAUGUACAGAAGCAUAGGAGUUUUGUAAAGAGUAGGUCCUUUCCCUUCUGUGAAAGAAGCAGACCGACUUAGCAAUCCUUAACUCGUAACAGUAGACUUCCUAUUUAGAUCAGAGAACAAUUUUUCGCUCCAGUUCAGUCAAAUCCUUCAGAAUAUGUAGCUUCUCUUCGCAGUUGAAGAACGCGCCUAAGAACUGAGAAGCUACUAGCGAACAAUAGCCUUCCUCUCUUUGGAAUCUCUGCAUAAUUUCUAUUUUAAGCUAUGAUUCAGCUCGUAAAGUGGAACGUUGAUAGUCUCUUCUCCUGAAGUCUCCCAUCUUCUGCUUGAUGUGACUCA
Physcomitrium patens is the source of this 6695-nucleotide messenger RNA. The record is from RefSeq and is a predicted model, not a curated record. NCBI's taxonomy places the organism in Eukaryota, Viridiplantae, Streptophyta, Bryopsida, Funariales, Funariaceae.